Malania oleifera is the source of this 5053-nucleotide messenger RNA. Its product is annotated as eukaryotic translation initiation factor 5B-like. The transcript is spliced from 12 exons. Gene Ontology annotation, molecular function: GTP binding; translation initiation factor activity; GTPase activity. The record is from RefSeq and is a predicted model, not a curated record. Lineage: Eukaryota; Viridiplantae; Streptophyta; Magnoliopsida; Santalales; Ximeniaceae. The coding region runs from base 696 to 4712 and encodes 1338 amino acids.
UUUCUCCGAGUAUAUAUCCGGACAUAUUUCUCCCGACGAGAUCAAGACGAUAAAGGUUGGUCUAUCGCCCGUUCCACUGUAACGUCUGUGACGAAGCCCUAGCAGCCCCGAGCUCCAUUAUUCGUGGCAAACUCCGGCGGACUCCUGAUCGUGCAUCGAACUUCCCAUAGAAACUGCCGGCUGCCUCCUCCCCCGAUCAAACCUGCACUAUUGGUUCCAUUCUUGCAACCGGACUCCUUUUUCUCUUAUAUGUCGGGUUUGAAAUUGAGCUCUCGCCUGGUCUUUGUGUUCAAAGGUCAGGUGCUGUUGAGGUGUACAUAUCUAAUCUAACUCUCCAGGUGCUGUUAAGGUGUACAUAUCUAAUCGAACUCUUACCUGAUGUUUUUCAAAGCUCUCUCACAAACACACGCAUUCACACAAAGCAAUUUUGACAACUUUAUUCUCUUGGAAAUCCCAAUUUUGGAUUUAAUUCGUUUCCAUGCAUUGCAGAUGAAUUUUACAGUUAUUGCCGAUGCUAUAUUUAUAUAAGUUGUGAUGGAGAAGUCAUGUUGCCUUUGUUUUACUUUUAAUUGUUAUUGAUUUUGGAAUUAUUUUUGAGGGGAUGUGGUUUUGGUGGUUGCAGGAUUUGCAAUCAAGGUAGAGAAGGUUUUGUGUGGGUGCAUAAUUUAAUCUGUCAAAGUUGCUCCUGAAUUCCAAUGGGUCGUAAAAAAGCGAUCUCACAUGAAGAGGAUGACCCUCCAGGUGGGGCUAAGUCGAAGAAAAAAGCACUUGCAACAAAAAAUAAUGAGGACUCAAUUGGGAUGGAAUUGGAUGAGGAUAAGCUGAAUCAAGAAGAGAGCAUUAAUCCAGUUGCUGGGAAGAAGAAGAAUAAGAAGGGAAACUUCAAGAGUUUGCAGGGUCAAGAUGAAGAUGAGGAAAAGCCAAUGCAAGAAGAAGAAGAAGAAGAAGACGAUGAUGUUCCAGCUGUUGAGAUUAUGGGUAAGAAACCAUCGAAGGCUAAGAAAAAUGGUAAAAAGAACUUGCUUACCACAUCAAGUUUUGGUUUGCUUGAUGAGGAGAAUGAGGAUGACGAACAGUCUGGCUUAACUGUUGAGAAACAUGAAUCGGAUGGAAGUGAGGGAGGGGAUGUGCAUGCUAUAAGUUUUUCAGGGAAGAAGAAGAAGUCAUCCAAGUCUUCUAAGAAGACUGGUAGUUUGUUCAGUGCCUUUGAUUUGGAGGCUGUUGAUGAUGAUGUGGAUGCAAUUGAUCAAUCUGUAGAUGAGAAUAAUGUAGGGAGUGAUGAUGAAACUCCAGUUAUUGCUUUUACAGGGAAGAAGAAGAAGAAGUCCAAAUCGAACAAGAAGAAUAGUACUGCAUUCGCAUUGUCUAGCUUUGAUGUGCUUGAUGAAGAAGAUGGAGAUAGGGUUGAGAAGAAAGACAUUGAUGAAGAAGAAGAGGAUGAAGGUGCUGCUUCUAUCACCUUUACAGCUAAAAAGAAGUCAUCAAAGUCUUCAAAGAAGAGCAGCAAUUUGUUUAGUGCCGCUUUACUUGAUGAAGAAAAUGAUGGAGAUGCUUCUGUAUCUGAACAACUGACUGCCUCAAAAUCUGGUGAUGAUGCUGCUUAUCAGUUUGGUGUUCAAGAUGAAGAUGCUGAGGUAGUUGACAAGGUAGCUGAUGAUUUGCAUUUUAGUGAAAAAGUUAGUGAAGGAGUAGCAGAGACUUCGAAGAACAAAAAAAAGAAGAAGAAGAAGAGUGGAAAGACUCCUCAAGAAGAGGAUGAUUUGGACAAACUUCUUGCGGAGCUUGGUGAAGGGUAUCCAAUGUCAAAACCUGCUGCUGCUGCUGCUCCUCCUUCACGAGAGGAGAAAAUUGAGGUCCAGCCUGAACCAGUUGGGUUGGCAGAUGCUACAGCUGGAAAGGAAGGUGAGGAUGAAGGCGUGGAGUCUGCUGCUGCAAAGAAGAAGAAAAAGAAGAAGGAAAAGGAAAAGGAGAAAAAGGCAGCAGCAGUAGAAGCAGCGGCAGCAGCAGCGAGAGAGGUGAAGGAAGAAAACACUCAGGAAAAGAAGAAAAAUCUUAAGAAUGUUCCUAAGCAUGUCAGGGAGAUGCAAGAGGCACUGGCUAGGCGUAAAGAAGCUGAAGAAAGAAAGAAGAGAGAAGAGGAGGAGAGGUUAAGGAAGGAAGAAGAGGAACGUCGUCGGCAAGAAGAACUUGAGAGGCAAGCAGAAGAGGCUAAACGUAGGAAGAAGGAAAGGGAAAAAGAAAAGCUUUUGAAGAAAAAGCAAGAAGGAAGGCUUUUAACAGGGAAGCAGAAGGAAGAAGCUCGACGGUUAGAACAAAUGAGGAAUCAAAUACUUGCUAAUGCUGGGGCCUUACCUCUUUCUACCGCAGAUGCUGUUCGUGCACCGGCGAAACGACCCAUAUAUCAAACCAAGAAGACCAAGCCACCAUCUGUUCAGGCAAAUGGUGCAGUUGCUGUUAAGCCCGUGGAAAGUAUAGAUGCAAAUGAAAGCCUGCAGGAAACUGUGUGUGAGGUGGACUCUUUGGAAACUGAGAAGGUUGAAGAAUUGAACUUGAACAUUGAUGAGAAAUCAGAAGAAGUUGUUGAGGAAAAUGGAGUCGAAGAGGAUGAUGAGGACGCGGAUGAGGAUGAGGACGAGGACGAAUGGGAUGCAAAGAGCUGGGAUGAUGCUGUUCUCAAUCUGCGGGAGAAAAGUGCAUUUGCAGAUGAAGAGGCUGACUUGAAAAAGCCUGAACCCCUGGUCAGAAAAGAAACAAAAAGUGUCACCACCAAGAAAGUAUCUUCUCAGGCAAUCAAAUCUCAGGAUACUGACAGUAAAAAGGGUCAGUUUGAUGUUGAAAAUUCACAAAGAAAUAAAAGUGAAGCUGGUGCAAAAAAGGUAGCACCGAAAUCUGAUGCUCCUCCUAAAAGCAGUGAAAAUAAUCUACGUUCUCCAAUUUGCUGUAUCAUGGGCCAUGUUGAUACUGGUAAGACUAAGCUAUUGGAUUGUAUCCGAGGCACUAAUGUUCAGGAGGGAGAGGCUGGUGGCAUUACUCAGCAAAUAGGUGCAACCUAUUUUCCUAUAGAGAACAUACGUGAGAGGACCAAGGAACUGAAAGCAGAUGCAGAGUUUAAAGUCCCAGGCUUAUUGAUUAUUGAUACCCCCGGACAUGAAUCGUUUAAUAACUUACGGUCCCGGGGUUCAGGUUUAUGUGACAUUGCUAUCUUGGUGGUUGACAUUAUGCAUGGCUUAGAACCUCAGACAAUAGAAUCACUCAAUCUUCUUAAAAUGAGAAAUACAGAAUUCAUCAUUGCCUUGAAUAAGGUUGACAGGCUGUAUGGGUGGAAAGUUUGCCGCAAUGCACCAAUUGUGAAAGCAAUGAAGCAACAGUCUAAAGAUGUACAAAAUGAGUUCAAUAUGAGGCUUGCUCAGAUUAUUGCACAGUUCCAGGAGCAGGGAUUGAAUACUGAAUUGUACUAUAAAAAGAAAGAGAUGGGGGAAACUUACAAAACUUACCAUAUUGUGCCUACAAGUGCUAUCAGUGGCGAAGGCAUACCAAAUUUGUUGUUUCUAUUGGUGGAAUGGGCUCAGAGGAAAAUGGUUGAGAAACUUACGUUCAGUGAUGAUGUGCAGUGUACGGUGUUGGAGGUUAAGGUUGUUGAAGGCCAUGGGACGACGAUUGAUGUUGUGUUGGUUAAUGGUGUGCUUCAUGAAGGAGAUCAAAUAGUUGUUUGUGGCAUGCAGGGACCUAUAGUAACAGUAAUUCGGGCUUUAUUGACACCCCAUCCAAUGAAGGAGCUGCGAGUUAAGGGAACUUACCUGCAUCACAGAGAAAUAAAAGCUGCACAAUGUAUCAAGAUCACUGCUCAGGGUCUUGAGCAUGCUAUUGCUGGCACUAGUCUAUAUGUUGUUGCCUCCAGUGAUGAUUUGGAGGAUGUCAUGGAAGUUGCUAUGGAAGAUGUGAGGUCAGUCAUGAGCAGGAUUGAUAAAAGUGGUGAGGGUGUCUAUGUUCAAGCAUCGACUCUUGGUUCAUUAGAAGCUUUGCUAGAGUUCCUGAAGUCCCCAGCAGUGAGCAUUCCUGUUAGUGGUAUAGGCAUUGGCCCGGUACAUAAAAAGGACGUUAUGAAGGCGAGUGUAAUGCUUGAGAAGAAGAAGGAGUUUGCUACUAUCUUGGCAUUUGAUGUCAAAGUGACACCUGAGGCUCGGGAGCUUGCAGAUGAUGUGGGUGUGAAGAUUUUUAUUGCGGAUAUUAUUUACCACCUGUUUGAUCAGUUCAAGGCUUACAUUUCCAAUCUCAAGGAAGAGAAAAAAAGGGAAGCAGCUGAUGAAGCAGUCUUCCCAUGUGUUCUUAAGAUUAUACCAAACUGUGUAUUUAACAAGAAGGAUCCAAUUGUCUUGGGUGUUGAUGUUCUUGAAGGCAUUGCCAGGGUUGGGACGCCUAUUUGUGUUCCUCAAAGAGAUUUUACUGAUAUUGGUCGGAUUGCAUCAAUUGAAUUUAACCACAAGCCAGUUGAUCUUGCCAAAAAAGGCCAGAAGGUUGCCAUCAAGAUAGUUGGUUCCAGUGCCGAGGAGCAGCAAAAGAUGUUUGGCAGGCAUUUUGAGAUUGAUGAUGAGCUCGUGAGUCACAUCUCAAGGAAGUCCAUUGAUGUACUCAAAGCUAAUUAUCGGGAUGAUCUUACAAUUGAAGAGUGGAGACUUGUUGUAAAACUAAAGAACCUCUUCAAAAUACAGUGAGAGGGCUCUAUUAGCAGCCACUGCUUGCACGAGAGCUUCUAAUGUCAAACUGCAUAGAUACUGCAGGUGUUCUUUGCGCAAGUUCCCACCUUUUUAUGCGUGGGAGAGAGACCUCUGUUUGCUGAACCCAAAAAAGAAGAGUUGUGAGAGAGAGAGAGAGAGAGAGAGAGCUGUGUGUUACAGGUUUAAAUUGGUUCAUAAAAUCAUAUUUGUGUUAUGGUGGAGGGGUCUUGUGUAUGCGGGGACUGAGAAUGGAAAGGCCGAGUGAUUUAAAAUAAGGAUCUUCAAAUCCUUUGUUUGAAUGAAAAGAAUUUUGCAAAUUUUGAAGGAUUCAACAGAAA